UCCAUUCAAUCUUCUUCUUUUCUUUCUUUUUUUUUUUAAUUUUCCUCUUCCCACGGAACUCCUCCUCUUUACACCAUUGAAGAAGAUGUCAAGUCCUCUGAUCGACCCUUCUAUGAUCACCGCCUAUGCACAGAUCAGAACUCGAACUUCUCAACGUAGAGUAUCCGUUUGAAUACCAGUGACUGAGAAAAAUUUCUCGUCCGACACCCCUUACAAUAUAGCAAGAUUCUCUAUAUUUAGUUGAUCAUCUAAUCCAUGUUAAUGUCAUGCGAUUGAGUUAGUUGCCUUAUACGAGUUGCUGCUCUCGCACACAUAGCAUAUAUAGUAUGAAGACUUAGCCCAUCUCAAAAUUUGACAUCUGAUACCCCUUUUCUACCUAAAUUCACUUUUAUCAUCGAGUUGUCGGAGGUUUGCACGUAAGGUAAAUUUAGACGAGUUCGCCAUCAAGUGUGUAAAUCAAGAUGAGACGUAACAGUGAAUGUGUUUAAUGUUAGUUGCUCUUCUUAAAUUGAUACAAGCCGUUCAACGAAACGACGGCUGUAAAAGUUGAAAAUUUUCUGAGCACCUUACUGUGCUGUCACGCCCUAAGCAAUCCAAGUAGAAAUCCCCUCUCCUUUCUGUUUUGUUUUGUUUUUCUAUUUGGCAGCACACACACUCUCUCUCUCUCUCUAGUUUUUCACUUCCAGUGGAAAGCAAAAACCAGCUGCACAAUCCGCACGGCAUUCUGCUGCUGCCAGAUCAACGGAAGAAUCAGAAUGAUGCCGCUAAUGUGGUGUUCUGCACCACCGUCGCCACCGCCGGAAGCGAUGGUGGGUACGUUAAUGGCAAAGAAAGAUGGAAGCUCUAGGAGUGUGGUGAUCAAUAUGAGGGGUGCAGGUACAAAUAAUGGGUUCCCAUCGUUCCUUCCAAAGGAGGUUGAGAAAAUUAAGGACCCAUAUGCCAGAAAGUUGGCUCAGAGGAUGGAGAGGCUCCCUGUGUCGAUUGGGUUGUCGGAAAGUUGUAUCAUGAGUAGUUGUGUAAGGCCUCUAAAACAAAGUGAGAUCAAUCCGGUGGUUCUCCUCCAUUGCUUUGACAGUUCUUGUUUCGAAUGGAGGUGCGUGUACCCCCUGCUUGAAGAGGCCGGGUUGGAGGCUUGGGCUGUUGAUGUUCUUGGGUGGGGCUUCUCUGAUUUAGAAAGGUGUCCACCAUGCAGCGCGGCAACCAAGCGGCAUCACCUCUAUCAGUUUUGGAAGUCCUACAUCAGAAGACCGAUGGUAUUAGUUGGACCAAGCCUAGGUGGUUCUGUUGCAAUUGACUUUGCAUACCACUAUCCAGUAGCUGUUGAAAAGCUGGUUUUAAUCAAUGCAAGCGUCUACGCAGAAGGCACCGGAUACAUGGCAAAGUUACCUAAAGCUGCGACCUACGCUGGGGUUUCUUUAUUGAAGAGCACCCCUCUACGCUUCUACGCAAAUAUGCUGGCCUUCAACGACAUUUCAUUAGCUACAACCUUUGAUUGGACUAAUGUCGGACGCUUACACUGUCUGCUGCCUUGGUGGAAAGAUGCAACAGUCAGUUUUAUGAGUAGCGGAGGCUAUAAUGUCGUUUCCCAAAUAAAACAGGUGAAGCAGAAAGUACUAGUGAUUUGCAGCGAGCAAGACAAUAUUAUCAGCUACAAACAAAUAUUGAGGCUGCGUUGUGAGCUUUCGUCUGCAAUCAUGCGGCUAAUACCGGAUAGCGGUCAUCUCCCUCACGUUGAUAAUCCUGCCUCCAUUGCAAAACUAAUUGCAGGGUUUGCUCGGAACGGUCGUUGCUGAGAGAAUCCCACCUCUGGUCCUCUGUGGCAGAAUUAUAGGACUUACUCCCUGCUAAGAGGCCCGUUCUUCUUCUUAGCAAUACUAAGUUUUUCUUUAAACACUUCCUUUUAUAGUUGUGAGCUAAAGGAAGAUUUAGCGCAAAACCAAGCGUAAUGAUGUUAUAUAGUUCAUACAGCCGACCCCAUUAGGCUUCGUUGUUGUUGUUGUACUUAUUUUUAUAGUUGUGGUUGUAGUUCUAGGACUUAACAUUUAUCAUAUUUGUUUAUAUAAUGUGAAUUUGAAUAAGAGAUUGAACAACUA
Molecule: messenger RNA, 2093 nt
Organism: Malus domestica (apple)
Lineage: Eukaryota; Viridiplantae; Streptophyta; Magnoliopsida; Rosales; Rosaceae
Product: alpha/beta hydrolase domain-containing protein VTE7-like
Source: RefSeq, a predicted model, not a curated record